Oncorhynchus nerka (sockeye salmon) is the source of this 6593-nucleotide messenger RNA. RefSeq lists its product as uncharacterized. The transcript has 4 exons. Gene Ontology annotation, cellular component: cytoplasm. Gene Ontology annotation, molecular function: asparaginase activity; ATP binding; acyltransferase activity. The record is from RefSeq and is a predicted model, not a curated record. Bases 100 to 4884 code for a protein of 1594 amino acids. NCBI's taxonomy places the organism in Eukaryota, Metazoa, Chordata, Actinopteri, Salmoniformes, Salmonidae. Gene Ontology annotation, biological process: tRNA aminoacylation for protein translation.
CAACAAAACUUGCUGUUCACUGACUAUCGCUGCAUCUUACGGAGCGGGCAUAUCUUGAAGUGUAUUCGGUAUUGAGGUUCCCCCUAUCAACAGGACAGGAUGGCACUUCUCGAUUACCCUAUUCCAGAGCUAGAUGUCACCUUACAAGAGGCAAGCCGUGUGCUCCAGCUCACCCUGAGCCCCGAGCUCUACCCUCAAUUCAAAAACACCCUUAGCCAACAGAGGGAGGUUCUGCAGGAGGCCCAAAACUGCUUGGCGGCUGCCGCCUCUGGCCGAGAGAACUGGGUGACAGAGCAAUUCAAGAGUCGGCUGCUCUCAUGCACCGACCCACUGCCCACCUCGACAGCCAUCCCCGCUGUCCUGUCCCCCUCCAGAGCCAAGAAGGAGUGUGCCCAACUUGAGAGGGCUGCCACUCUGCUCUGGGCUGUGGCCAAGAUGUAUAGUGAGCCUUCGCUGGUAGAGGGAGAGGGGCAAACUGAGCGCACACAGCAAUCAGAGGUGUUUGCUGCCAGCCGCAUUCCUGGGAAGACCCAAGAUGAGAUUAAAGUAUACCCAGACUGCCUCCAUGCCAUCGUAAUCUGUGCUGGAGAGGUAUUUUCAGUCAACAUACUGCAGCGUCUCAGCCCAGGUGGUCCUAUGUCCCCUUUACCGUUCCCUGACAUCUACAGCCAAGUGGCUCAUGUGAUGAGCCAACAUAGAGCUGCCAAGAACAAUGAGCCCUCUGCCAUCUGCGGCCUCUCUGCCCUGCAGCGGCAAGCCUGGAGUGCAGUGAGGGAGGAGAUCCUUAGAGCAGGUGGGGAAGCGGCCGCCUCACUGGGGUUGAUGGAGAGUGCUGUGGUGGCUCUCUCCCUGGAAGACUGCAAUCCACCAGCUGAUCUGGCAGACACCCUCAACGCUGUCAGACUGGGAGGAGGAGAUGGUCCCUGUCUGAGAUACUAUGACAAGGUGGUGAACCUGGUGGUAUUCAAAGACAGCACAGCAGGGAUGGUGUUUGAGCACAGUGCACUGGAUGGAAUGGUGGCUGGGUUAGUGGCUGAGACUGUGUGGUAUCUCUCUGAGUCUCUUAAUGUGGACCUAGUCCAGGCCAACACAGAAAGCAAUGGGUCAGCCUAUCUUAACAAGGCUGAUUCCUCCUCCCCAAGACCCCUAGCAUUCCCACUAAAGGGUAUAACUAAAACAGACCACCCAAAGUCCUCCCCUAAAGCAAUUCAUCCCAUAAUCACAUUUGAGGUUCCCUCUUACCCAGAUGUCUUUGCUACCCUCCGGGGUCACAGGGGCCUGUACGAUGCCUGGAUCAACUUUUCCUUGCAGCUCUCCCUAAGGCAGACUCUUGGGGAAUCUGCUGCCAGCCACAUUCUUGUAACCCCUACCCAUAUGCGUCACUACAAGCACGGCCGCUGCGAUCCGACAUACUCCCUCACCAUGCAGUCCUGCCAGCUCAUUAGUGCUUUGGAAUCCUGCAUCGGACCAGAUAACAAUCCUCGAUACACGAACGAACUGCUCCGUCUGUUCCAUGUGGCUUUCCUGGAGCACAAGAACCUGAUCAAAGCCACUAAAAGUGGACAUGGUGUGGGCCCUCACCUCGCAGCCCUACGCUGGUCCAUGUCUCCAGACAACCCUCUCAAGAAGUUUCUUGACCCCUUUGGGUACCCCUCCGUUUAUCUUACUGGCAAGGAUUUGAUGGAGGGAGUGGAGCUUGCUGUAGGGAAUGUGUACGCUAAAGACCAACUGGCUGUAACCUACCUGGGGAGGAGAGACCGGGUCCGUAUGGUGCUCAAUGGGAAAGGCACCUUUGCCACAGUGUUGGAGAAGCUUCAAGAUAGCCUGAAAGUAAAUCUGAAGCUGGUGAUGCUUCUCGCUGUCAGAUAUGCCGUAGCCGGGCAAAUGGGAGCAAUGGAGUGUCUGCUGCAAGAAGGACAAGUAGGAAGAAGGAAUGGAUCCACCCAAGGGGAAAUUCACAAAAGUAUUUAUCCAGCAGGCCAAAAACAAGGCAAGACAAUGUCCAAGUCAACACUUCCCUCUGACUCUGCCUCCAACAUGAGUCCAGACUUUACUCUGGUGAUCCAUGGUGGAGCUGGGGAGGAGAUGAUGCUAAAUACAAAGGUGGUAGAGGUCAUUGAAUUUGCUCUGCAGACAGCCCUGACCCUCGGAGCACAAGUGCUACAACAAGGAGGCAGUAGUCUUGACGCAGUGCAGCGGAGUGUGCAAGCUCUUGAGGACUGCUUUCUGUUCAACGCCGGGAAGGGAUCGGUUUUCAACAAAGAUGGGAAAAAUGAGAUGGAGGCGACCAUAGUAGAUGGAAAUGGGAUGAACUCUGGGUCGGUGGCUUGUGUGCAGAGUGUGAAGAACCCAGUGAAAGCAGCAAGACAGGUCAUGGAGAAGAGUGCACACUCACUCUUAGUAGGGGAAGGUGCAGAAGAGUUUUUGCAAGGCUUAGAAGAGAGUGAGAAGCCAAUGAGGGCGGAGUACUUCCAAACUGAUAUCCGUCGCAGAGAGCUGAUAGCAAAACUCAGUGCUGGCAAUGCCUCCAAGAACAACCAUCCACAGACAGUGGGAGCUGUUGCUUUGGAUCGGUGGUGUAGGUUAGCUGCUGCAACGUCCACUGGUGGGUUGGUGGGAAAAUGGAAGGGUCGAGUUGGGGACACAGCAGUAGUGGGAGCAGGUAUAUUUGCUGAUGACAAGCUUGCAGUAACCUGCUCUGGUGAUGGAGAUGUGUUUCUAAGGCACACAGUUGCUCAAAAAGUAGCCAGUCUCUACCAUCAUAAAGGCUACAGCCUUCGGGCAGCAUGUCGAGAAGUCAUGUCGGAGAACUUGAAGGGCAGCUGUGCUGGAAUCAUUGCUGUAGACGCCAAAGGCGAUGCUGUUGUUGAAACCAAUGCUGGGGUGUUGUUUGUAGCAUCCAUGGUUGGUGGCAUUGCACGUGUCGAAGUCCUAAGACCCAUGAAGAGUUAUUCCAAUGUGAUCUGGGAGACUGACAAACUAGUUGCUCACCUACACUCAAACCCUUGGACACCAGGUGCCACCAUCCUUACCCAAAAGACUCUGAGUGGACCGAGCAGCAUCUUUCAGUUGGCUGUACCAGAUUUCUUAGAACUGUUGCAAGGAGCACGGGCUGUUUCAAACCUGCUAUGCGAACGACUGGGGGUACAGCGUUGCGCCCUAGUAUUUAACCCACAUCCCGAGACCCCGGCCCAUAUCCGAGUGCUACCACUUCAUGGCCUGGAAACCAACUGGUGCCCCCAUCUGACCGGGGAGGAGGACUUUCAGCCCUGUGACCCAGGUUACUGCAGCUCAAAGAGUGGCCCACGCUGGGAAGAUGCAGAUCUGGACCAGGUUCAGGCCAAGAUUCGGGACAAGCUGCCAACGCCUAACGCACCAUUGUGUUAUGAUUUCUUAGGAAAUCCCUCCCACAAUGGACUGUUCUGCCGUAUCGUCCGUGGCGAGGAGCAACAGUGGCGGGUGUGGGAGGACAGUGAUCAUGUGGCUUUCCUCACUCCCUACCCUAAUACACCUGGACUCACAGUUCUAGUGCCACGUAAACCACUGCCAAGCAACAUUUUCUGUCUGGAAGAGACUGAUUACACAUCACUGAUCCUGGCCACUCGUAAAGUAGCUGGGCUGCUGGAGGAAGGAAUGCAUGCUCGAGGUGUUGCACUCAUCUUUGAGGGCUUUGAGAUUGAUUAUGCCCAUGUCAAGCUGAUACCUCUGGUUCCUCCACGUGGUGACAAGACUGCUGAGAUGUUCCCAGAGUACUUCCAAAGCUACCCCGGGUAUGUCUCAUCUGCCGAUGGCCCUCCCGCCAGCCCUGAAUCUCUAAAAGAAAUCCACAUCAAAAUCACACAUUGCAGGCCUCCUCGUUCCUGGGAGGACCCACAGAGCCACUCCAUGUUAGCCAUCAAGAGCCAGUGGUACCGCAAUCUCUUUCAAAUUCAAAAUACCCUCUUCCACAGCACAGUGGAGUACUUCAACAAGACCUGUCAGUACGCGUACGCCCUGACUCCUCUCACCACUGACACAAUCUCCUCUCCGAUGGGCCUGGGAUCAGACUCCGAGCCCGUUUACGUCAACUUGCUGGGGCAGGAUGUGUACUUGGCUGACUCCAUGCAAUUUGUGCUGGAGUAUUUCUUGCGAUUCCAAGAGAACUUGCCGGGGGCAUACUAUAUAUCGCCAAGUUUUCGGGGAGAAGAUCCAGAUGCCACGCAUCUUAACCAGUUCUACCAUGUUGAGUGUGAGCUCCUGGGUGACAUGGAUACUGCCAUGCACAUAGCUGAGGGAUACUUGGCUCAUCUCACCAAUGCGAUGCUGAAAAAACACUCCAACAUCAUCCUGAACUCUGCUGGAACCCUUUCACAUGUACAGGACUUACUGGAGAAGUUGGAAGGAGGAGCCGCUCUCCCAAGAGUCACUCUGGACAAGGCCAUCCCUAUGAUGCCCUCCCCAGACUGCUUGGAGUGGGUACAGGACGACCAGCCCCAGUUUGGCAGGAAGUUAACCCGCAAAGGAGAAAAGGUUUUGAUUGAGAAGUACGGAGGCGCUGUUUGGCUGACAGAGAUGGACCACCUGGGAGUGGCUUUCUAUCAAGCUUAUGUGGAGGGCUCUGGCAGACGCAAGGCAAAAGCAUCGGACCUCCUCUUGGGAUUGGGAGAGACUCUGGGUCUUGGGGAGCGUCACCCCAACCCCGAGAUGGUGCAAGAAGCCCUGAGACAUCACGCUGUCCCAGAGGAAUCCUACAAGUGGUACAUCAACAUGCGGCAGGUCAUUCCUCUACUCACCAGUGGGUGGGGCAUGGGCACAGAGCGCUAUUUGUGUUGGCUGCUUCAGCAUAAUGACAUCAGAGACAUACAUAUUAUACCCCGUUUGAAGGCUAGGAAAUACAUGCCUUGAAAUAUCCCUAACCCAUUAGUUACUCAAAGACUGAUCAAAUGACUUAAAUGUAAAUGAAAAAGUUCCCCUAACUGUCAGCUCUUUCAUCGAACGUCCUAAGGGAUGCAUAGAAAGCGAGACAACAUAUCUAUAAAACUCUGAAAGUAUACUAUAACACUAGGAACAAGAGAUGAGUUGCAGUUAUGAGAGAGCAGUGAUUGUGUGUUGAAAAUGUGCUGAUUGUGUAGAUGAGGAAGGGCAACAAAUAGGAGGUAUUUCCUAUCAUAUACCUUUGUAUAUUUUCAUAUACAGGACCAGUCAAAAGUUUGGACACACCAACUCAUUCAACGGUUUUUCUUUAUUUUUACUACUUUUGACAUUGUAGAAUAAUAGUGAAGACAUUAAAAAUAUGAAAUAACACAUGGAAUCUUGUAGUAACCAAAAGUGUUAAACAAAUCCAAAUAUAAUUUAUAUUUGAGAUUCUUCAAAGUAGCCACCCUUUGCCUUGAAAUAUAUUUUUAAAGGACACCAAUAAGAAGAAGAGACUUGCUUGGGCCAAGAAACACGAGCAAUGGACAUUAGAUCGGUGGAAAUAUGUCCUUGGUCUGAGUCCAAAUUAGAGAUUUUUGGUUCCAAUCACCGUGUCUUUGUGAGACACACAGUUGGUGAACGGAUGAUCUCUGCAUGUGUGGUUCCCAUCAAGAAGCAUAGAUGAGGUGUGGGGGUGCUUCGCUGGUAGCACUGUCUGUGAUGUAUUUAGAAAGGCACACUUAACCUGCAUGGCUAUCACAGCAUUAUGCAGCGAUACACCAUGCCAUCUGGUUUGCGCUUAGUGGGACGAUCAUUUGUUUUUCAACAGGACAAUGACCCAACACACCUCCAGGCUGUGUAAGGGCUAUUUGACCAAGAAGGAGAGUGAUGGAAUGCUGCAUCAAAUGACCUGGCCUCAACAAUGGUUUGGGAUCAGUUGGACUGCAGAGUGAAGGAAAAGCAGCCAACAAGUGCUCAGCACAUGUGGGAACUCCUUCAAGAAUGUUUAGCAAAGCAUUCCAGGUGAAGUUGGUUGAGAGAAUGCCAAAAGUGUGCAACGCUGUCUUCGAAGCAAAAGGUGGCUACUUUGAAAUCAAAAUAUAUUUUGAUUUGUUUAACACUUUUUUGGUUAUUACAUAGUUUGUCAUCACCAUUAUUCUAUGAUGUAGAAAAUAGUAAAAAAUAAACACCCUUUAACGAGUAGGUGUGUCCAAACUUUUGACUGGUACUGUAUAGACAAGCCAAUUGUACCAAAUAACAUUUUUUUUCUAAAGCAAGAUUUUGUUACAUGUAGAAACAUUGGUCUGUCUGUAAUUCUUUAAAGUAUCUGUGUAAAUUAUUCUAUUUAAAACUCUUAAUCAUUCUCUAUCCAUGUUACAAAAUAUCUGGUUAAAUGAGAAAUAACUUCGUUCAAUUCACACAAAAUAAUUACUGUUCACAGGCAUGUCAACUGUCUAAACAAGUGAGAGAAGAUAUUUGUUAACAUAACACAUCGGUCAAGGUGGACACUUCUCUGCCCUAUUUAAGAAAAUGGAGGUUUUGUGUAUGAUUAUAAAAACACUUGAGAAUACCAUACUUGUGUGAAAUUUCAAGUAUUGAUUAUUAUGAGGUGAAUUGUUGUUUGUUUUAUAUGUAUGAUCCUUUCAAUUGUUUCCUCUAUUACCAAGGCGUUAAUAAACACUGUCUUGGUCAGCCAUCAA